Messenger RNA from Phanerochaete carnosa HHB-10118-sp, 275 nucleotides. RefSeq lists its product as uncharacterized. The record is from RefSeq and is a predicted model, not a curated record. Bases 43 to 237 code for a protein of 64 amino acids. The transcript has a single exon. Lineage: Eukaryota; Fungi; Basidiomycota; Agaricomycetes; Polyporales; Phanerochaetaceae.
CGCAGGCCAUUAUUGGUCCCUGCAUCCUCGCCAUUCUCACCUAUGUACGGUCCUGACAGAUCCUCUAAAUUGUCACUGCGCGCAAGCGUUCAUUCUGCGGGAGCACGAAGUUGCCGACAUCAAUGCGCUGAAGGCGCACGUCGCAGAGGUGCAAGCGUAAGUGCGACGGGUAAGAGUUCGCUGAUUGAUGAACUCGGCGGUAAGCUUUGGCUGGUGGCGUUGGUGCACCUCUCUUAGCGCAUUCGCUGGUGGGUUGAAACUAAUUUUCUUGCGUU